Molecule: messenger RNA, 480 nt
Organism: Entamoeba dispar SAW760
Lineage: Eukaryota; Evosea; Mastigamoebida; Endamoebidae
Product: inosine-uridine preferring nucleoside hydrolase, putative
Exons: 2
Coding region: 1-480 (159 amino acids)
Molecular function (GO): hydrolase activity, hydrolyzing N-glycosyl compounds
Source: RefSeq, a predicted model, not a curated record
AUGAUGUCAGAAACUGAGAGUUUAAUGUGCUAUGACCCAGAGUCAGCUAAAAUUGUGUUUGGAAGUGUAAAAAAUGCUGUGAUUUCAUCUUGGGAUGUUACUUUAAAACACCUAGUCGAUUGGAAAGUAUUUGAUAAAAUUAAGUCAACUAAUAAAUGUGGAGAACUCAUUGGAAAAGUUUAUGCUCUUAAUGAAAAAAAUUUAAGAGAAAUUGGAUUUGCUGGACACAAGGAAUACACUGGAUGGGUUAUCCCUGAUCCUCUAUGUUUGAUGUGCUAUUUAUUCCCUGAAAUUAUAACCCAUAUUGAUGUUGUUGAAACAUCUAUCUGUGUUGAUGGACUUGGCCGUGGAGCAACAAUCUGUGAUUGGUUUGCAAGUUAUCACUUAGGCAAUCCUCAAAAAUGGAUUCGUUCAGUUGAUCAAGCUAAAUUAGAAAAAUUAUUGGUUCAAAUUGUAGAACAAUAUCAAGAAACUAACUAA